UAUUCCCAUCACUGCAUUUAGUUUGAAGAACCCAUUAAAAAUUCUAACCUUGCUUGAUCCUUUGCCAAAAGAUCAAGCUUGAUUUGAUCCAGUGGUUUUGCCUCUUAUAUAGUUGGUGCUUGAUUAGAAAUCAUGAAGGAGAAGUUUGGGGUUAUAACACUCUCGUUUGUUCUCAUCUUGCAACUUGCGUUGGGUAAAUUUCUGGUGGAGAAGAACAAUCUGAAAGUGACGUCACCAGAGACCAUCAAAGGUGUUUACGAAUGUGCAAUUGGGAAUUUUGGAAUUCCAAAAUACGGUGGAACACUUGUCGGAGCCGUCGUGCAUCCCGUAUCGAACCACAAGGCUUGUAAGAGCUUCAGCGAAUUCGGUGUCUCCUUCAAAUCCACACCUGGGAGAUUACCCACUUUCCUUCUUAUUGAUCGAGGAGAUUGCUAUUUCACUUUGAAGGCAUGGAACGCUCAGCAAGCAGGGGCAGCUGCGAUUCUGGUGGCAGAUAACAAACUCGAGCCAUUAAUCACAAUGGAUACACCUGAAGAAGACAAUGCUGAUGCGGAUUAUCUCGACAAGAUUACCAUUCCUUCUGCUCUGAUAAGCAAAUCGCUGGGAGACAGCAUAAAGUCUGCUCUGUCUGAUGGUAAUAUGGUUAACAUGAACCUAGACUGGACCGAGUCUGUUCCACAUCCCGACGAGCGUGUUGAAUACGAGCUCUGGACCGAUAGCAACGACGAGUGCGGCAAGAAAUGUGAUACUCAGAUUGAGUUUCUCAAGAACUUUAAAGGAGCAGCUCAGAUUCUUGAGAAAGGAGGGUAUACUCAGUUCACACCACAUUUCAUCACUUGGUAUUGCCCCAAGGCUUUUCGGUUGAGUAAACAGUGCAAGUCUCAGUGUAUCAAUCAUGGAAGGUACUGUGCUCCGGAUCCUGAGCAGGAUUUUAGUAGAGGUUACGAUGGAAAAGAUGUUGUUGUUCAGAAUUUACGCCACGCUUGUGUUUAUAGAGUGGUUAAUGAGACCGGUAAGCCAUGGAUCUGGUGGGACUAUGUGACUGACUUUUCUGUAAGGUGUCCCAUGAAAGAUAACAAGUACACAAAGGAAUGCGCAGAUGAAGUUAUCAAGUCACUUGGCAUUGAUCUCAAGAAGGUAGACGAGUGUAUUGGAGACCCUGAGGCAGAUGUGGAGAAUCCAGUUCUUAAAGCAGAGCAGGAGUCACAGGUAGGCAAAGAUUCCCGUGGAGACGUGACUAUCCUCCCAACACUUGUGGUCAACAACAGGCAAUACAGAGGUAAGUUGGAAAAAGGAGCAGUGCUCAAAGCUUUAUGUGCGGGGUUUCAAGAGACAACAGAACCAGCAAUAUGUCUAACUGAAGAUCAAAACACCAAUGAGUGUUUAGAAAACAAUGGUGGGUGCUGGCAAGACAAAGCUGCUAACAUUACUGCAUGCCUGGAUACUUUCAGGGGAAGACUGUGUGAGUGCCCUACUGUUCAAGGUGUCAAAUUUGUUGGUGAUGGUUACACUCAUUGCAAAGCCUCUGGAGCUUUGCGCUGUGGAAUCAACAAUGGAGGAUGCUGGAGAGAAACACGAGGUGUCUACACAUACUCUGCUUGCCUUGAUGAUCAUUCAAGUGGAUGCAAAUGCCCGCCUGGGUUCAAGGGCGACGGAGUAGAGAGCUGUGAAGAUGUGGAUGAGUGCAAAGAGAAAGUGGCUUGCCAGUGCCCUGAGUGUAAAUGCAAGAACACAUGGGGAAGUUAUGAAUGCAGCUGCGGGAAGGGUUUGUUUUACUUGCGUGAGCAUGAUACUUGCAUUGGAAAAUUCGGAGCGAUGAAACUAAGCUGGAGCUUUCUGUGGAUUCUCCUACUUGCAUCAGCUGCUGCGACUCUUACAGGAUAUGCCAUCUACAAGUACAGAAUCAGGAGUUACAUGGACUCAGAGAUUCGGACAAUCAUGGCGCAGUACAUGCCUCUGGACAGCCAACCCAACACUAGUGGAAUUCAUAUGGACAUUUGAAACCUUAACAAACUGUAUGAUCACUUCUUAUAUAAAUCUUUUAGCCCUGCCAACUUUGAACUCUUAUGGAUGUUUGAAUCAGUUUUUGCCUCCAAAACCAUGCUUUAUGUCUUGACACAGCAAAUAUGCAAAAAAUUUCAAAUUUCUUA
Molecule: messenger RNA, 2150 nt
Organism: Eutrema salsugineum
Lineage: Eukaryota; Viridiplantae; Streptophyta; Magnoliopsida; Brassicales; Brassicaceae
Product: vacuolar-sorting receptor 1
Exons: 12
Coding region: 133-2001 (622 amino acids)
Molecular function (GO): calcium ion binding
Source: RefSeq, a predicted model, not a curated record